UUUUUCCCCCUCUCACUCAAACGCAACACAAGCGGGAUGUACGUCAGCACAUUACGCGCCAAAUUCGAGAAGUGCGGAAGGCAACAACAACGCCACUCAGAUCCACUAAGAUUAGCUGUUUUUAGCAUUUUCUCGUUGAAUUUCGGCUGUUUUUGAGAAUAUAUUCCCUUUCAGUAUGUCUCAGGAGCCAGGAUAUUCGCCGAGCUUCAAGCGACCGGCUGAAAUCAUGCGAAUGAGAAGGAAAAGGACCCGAAGCGACGCUAGUGUCUUCUCCAGCCCGAGCGGCCAGGGCUCCACGGGCAGCCCGGGACAGAGCAGCUCAUCCCCGGCAGGCGUCCGGCCCUUCUCCCCGGGGCCGCUCUUCAACACACACAGUCGCUCCGGAGGCGGGAUCAAACGCAGAAACCCCUUCGCAAAUAUUGAGAAUACGUACAGCCCAAAAAAGAAAUUUCUUAUUUAUAACGAGGACGGAAAUACAGAGGCUACGGACAGUUACAAGAUAAGGACCCGGACAGAGAAGGAGGGAGACGGGGACAUGUCCACGGGGGUUUUACCCCUCAGUGUGAGGCUGACUGAGGCUGAAAAACAGGAGUACCACCAGGACAGUCCCGGCAAGAAAAGCCUCACGUUCUCUGAAGACGACUCUCUGUUUGAAGAAGACGAGGAAGAUUUGAAAACUCCACUGCUGAAGAGUCCCCAGGCCAUUGCUCCGGCCUCCAUAGCUCCUCCCGUCUGCACAGAGUACCCAGCAGACUGGAGCCUGAAGACGCGCCUCCUCUUCACGUCUCCUCUCACCCUUUCCUGGGCUGAGCAGCCUAAAGCUCAGGAGCAGGCUCUGGGGCUCGUUCAGCACUGCAGAGCUCAGUUUGACACUCUACCACACAGUGUACAGGAUCCCAAGUCCUGCUCCGAGCUACGUUGUGCGUUUCAGCAGAGCCUGGCGUACUGGCAGCACCCGUCCCUGCCCUGGAUGUCUCUGUUCCCCAGGAUCAACGCAGAGAGGAGCUUCACUGGGAAAUGCAGCCCGUGGGCUCAUGACAGAGCGCUGCAGCAGAGUCUCAUGAGUGAAUGGUCGGUCAGCUUGUCGUCUCUCUACAGUCUACUGAAGGCCAGAGUCUGCCCCUACUUCUAUCUCUGCUCCUAUCAGUUUACAGUGUUGUUCAGGGCAGCAGGUCUCGGGGGCUCCAGCAGCAUCACUGCCUUAAUUUCACCUACAACCAGAGGUCUCAGAGAGGCAAUGAAGGCAGAAGGUAUAGAGUUCAGUCUCCCUCUAGUGGAGGAGAGGAGGAAGAGCAGGACGGGGCAUGAGGGAGAAGAGGAAGAGCCCAAGAAGAACAUGCAGGAGUGUUCAGACGACUGUCAGCCAGGUGAUGAUGGAGACAACGAUGAUAACGACGAUGUAGACGGCUUCUCCUGGCUGAAGGAGAUGGGAAUUCAAGACAAAAUCAAGAAGCCAGACAGCAUCACCAUACAACUUCGUGCUGAGGGUCAGACAGUUUCCCUGGACCACAAGCCGGAGUCUGUGGUGAGUGUGGAGGGAUCACACACCUUCACACUCAUCAACUUUCUCAUCAACUGGAAGAGUGUGGUGGCGGCAGCCGGUUCCCAGGCCGGGUUACCCCCAACACUGCUGGCUCCCAGCGCUUUCAGAGGAGCUACAAUGCACACACUGAAGGCCCGCAGUGUGAAUGUGAAGAGCCAGGUGGGUUCUACCUACCAGAACAUCAGCAGUCUGGAGAUCACAGGACCGAUCCUCCCCUCCUCCCUCCACACCAUCACCUCCCUCCUUCGGCCGGCACAGAAAGGAAACUUCUCCUCCGCUCUCUACACACACAUACCAACCGCCGUCAUGAACACACACACUACCAAGCAACAGUGUACUAGGGACUCAGUGGACCUGUCUGGUUGUGGUCUCCAUCCUGCCUCCAUCCAACAGCUUCAGGAGCCCUCCACUCUCGGCAAGACCGCUCUCACUCACAUCAACAUGAACAACUACAGCUACACCUGGAAGAACUGAUGGAGCGCUAUGUUUCUUGUCAAAUGCUUUUACUUUUUUUUGUAAUCUUUUAUCUUUUAUAACGCUGUGCGCUUGUAACAAAUCUGAAUUAUUUUUGUUAUAAAUUAAUCGUUCAGUAGAUUGUUUAAAAAUGUAUUUUAAUUUCUUUUAAAUUGUUUUAUUUUGGAGGGUUUUUUUUUUCAGUUUUAUGAGAUUAAUUUACUGAUGCACUGUCAAAUUUUUACAGGUUUUAUUCCAGACUGAAAAGCUGAGAAAAUAAUAAAUAUCCUCUCUGUGGAAUUUAAUGGCAAACACACAUUUCAAGCUUGUACCAUAUUGGAAUUAGUUUUCUGGCUAGUUUCAUACUUUCAUAAGAUUAAAUGCUUCUUUAGCCUAUUUAUAGAAGGAACCAGACUGAAAACAAGUCCAUGAAAUAGUUCAGAUUUUAAUAAUUUGGAAAAUAUCAUAUUGUCUAUGUUCUUGAGUGUAAUGUGGAAACAACAUUAAAACCUUGAAAUGUUUAACAUUA
Molecule: messenger RNA, 2525 nt
Organism: Centropristis striata (black sea bass)
Lineage: Eukaryota; Metazoa; Chordata; Actinopteri; Perciformes; Serranidae
Product: protein downstream neighbor of son homolog
Exons: 12
Coding region: 176-2017 (613 amino acids)
Biological process (GO): nuclear DNA replication
Cellular component (GO): nucleus
Source: RefSeq, a predicted model, not a curated record